AUGGUGGCUGAGGUGGUGAAACCUGAUUUCCCUGACCUAUCAGCUCAAGAACAAGCAAGGAACAAACAGUUGGGAAAUCAAGUGAUUAAAGAUACUCUCCAAAAAGCUCAAGCAAGAAUGAAGAAUCAAGCUGACAAGCAUAUGACUGACAGAGAAUUUGCAGUUGGCGACAUGAGGAAGAGAGGGAGGCCAGCCGGUUCCCGGCACCCCAACACCCAGAUGGAGCAGAAGAUGGCAUUGGUCAAGCAGAGGAUGGCCUUGCUUGAUAGCGGCGGCGGCGAUAGUGACAAGGAUGACGAUUACCACCCAAUGGAUGAUGAGCUCUCUGUUGUUGUCGCGCACCAACCUGUAGUAAUUCCUUGUGGUGAUACAGACGAUGACGGUGUGGACGACAACUGGGAAUCUGCUAUGUCUAGAGGUCAGGAGAUACAGGCCAAUUUACCAGUAGGACAUCCUAGCUCUGUCAAGCGUAUGUUACAAUCCCACGUCGUCAGAGGUUUUUGGCUGGGUUUACCAAAAGACUUCAGUCAGAAGCAUCUUCCAAAGAAAGAAGCUGGAAUUGUGCUCGAAGAUGAGCAUGGAGAAGACCAUCACACGACAUAUUUUUAUUACAAGCAGGGGCUUAGUGCUGGCUGGAGAGGUUUCGCAAUUGAUCAUGAUAUUAAAGUUGGCGAUGUUGUGGUUUUUGAGCUCGUGAAGCCAACGAAAUUCAAGGUUUAUAUAGUCAGAGCAAAUGAAUUUACUACGACAGAUGUAGAUCUCAAUCUGCUGAAUUUGGGUGCGAGCAAGAAAGAGAAGCAAUCGAAAGAAGAAAGUUCUGAAGACGUCAUAACUGAUGAGGACGCGAAGGUUGGCACACCCUAUCGCGAAGUACCCCCUAGUGAUGGCAGCACUACAGAUGGCAUUGGUUUGGAUUCAGACAUCGAUUUUGAUGACGUGACAAGUUUCAGCAACGUCAACUUGAUCCUGGACUGCCUGGCCACCGACUGUGGAUUUCAUGAUCACCUACGCCGGAUAUACUACGAGCUCUGCUGUUCCCGGAGGUCGCUCCUCCACAAGAACCUGCUCAGACAGUUGCAUCCCACCCUCGUUGCAGGAGUGAUCGUGGAGACGGUCAGCAUCGCGGAGGGUAUCAGGGCCUGCAAGGCACAAUCAUCUUCCCGUGAGGACUUGUUGAAUCGGAAGAAGACGCUCGAGUCCUUUGAGCUGCUGGGUAUGAAUGUUGCGUUCUUGCUCAAACGUGUCAACGAGCUCCUCGCUACUCGGUCAGGAGAAUCCUCAGAGUGGCAGGAGAAGUACAAGGAACUGAAGCUGGAGCGGGCUUGUGCCGGGGAGAAAAUGAAAGUUCUUGAGCUUCAGUUGUCGAAUGUGAAGGAUGUUAUGCAAAAAGUGGACGUGGAGAUGGUGGAACUGGAGUCAAGCUUGAAGAAAAGCGAUGAAGCACUCCAGGAGCUAGCCUCUGCGCCAUGGUGAUCCUGAUCGUGAUAGUUACCACAGACAACAUUUUGGGACCAAACUUUCAGUAGUAAUGUAAAGAAUGGCCACUGCAUCAUGUCUAACGAUGGUGAAUUUGAUUGUUAGGAGUUAUCAGUGGCUGACAGACUUCUUGUCCAGCAGUGA
Panicum hallii is the source of this 1620-nucleotide messenger RNA. RefSeq names its product B3 domain-containing protein Os01g0234100-like. The record is from RefSeq and is a predicted model, not a curated record. The coding region runs from base 1 to 1473 and encodes 490 amino acids. The transcript is spliced from 7 exons. NCBI's taxonomy places the organism in Eukaryota, Viridiplantae, Streptophyta, Magnoliopsida, Poales, Poaceae. Gene Ontology annotation, molecular function: DNA binding.